AUGUCCGGAGCCCUUGAUGUCCUGCAGAUGAAGGAGGAGGAUGUCCUCAAAUUCCUUGCUGCGGGAACCCACUUAGGUGGCACCAACCUUGACUUUCAGAUGGAGCAGUUCAUCUACAAAAGGACAAGUGACGGCAUCUACAUCAUCAGUCUGAAGGGGACCUGGGAGAAGCUGCUGCUUGCAGCUCGGGCUAUUGUUGACGUUGAGAACCCUGCUGAUGUCAGCGUCAUCUCCUCCAGUGGAGCCACUCCGAUUGCUGGCCGUUUCACCCCAGGGACCUUCACUAACCAGAUUCAGGCAGACCUUCAGGGAGCCACGGCUUCUAGUGGUGACGAUCGCAGGGCUGACCACCAGCCCCUCACAGAGGCGUCCUACAUGAACCUGCCCACAGUUGCCCUGCGUAACACAGACUCACCUCUGCGCUACGUGGACAUCGCCAUUCUGUGCAACAACAAGGGAGCUCACUCAGUGGGCCUGAUGUGGUGGAUGCGGGCCUGGAAAGUACUGCGGAUGCGUGGCACUAUCUCCCAUGAGCACCCAUGGGAGGUUAUGCCUGAUCUUUACUUCUACAGAGACCCAGAGGAGAUUGAGAAGGAAGAACAGGAUGCUGCUGAGAAGGCCGUGACAAAGGAGGAGGUUCAGGGUGAAUGGACUGCACCAGCUCCUGAGGUCACUGCUGCUCAGCCAGAGGUGGCUGACUGGUCUGAGGGUGUGCAGGUGCCCUCGGUGCCCAUCCAGCAGUUCCCUACUGAAGACUGGAGUGCCCAGCCAGCCCCUGAGGAUUGGUCAGCAGCUCCCACAGAGCUGGCCACCGAGUGGGUUGGAGCCACCACUGAGUAG
Molecule: messenger RNA, 840 nt
Organism: Chionomys nivalis (European snow vole)
Lineage: Eukaryota; Metazoa; Chordata; Mammalia; Rodentia; Cricetidae
Product: 40S ribosomal protein SA-like
Exons: 1
Coding region: 1-840 (279 amino acids)
Biological process (GO): cytoplasmic translation; ribosomal small subunit assembly
Cellular component (GO): cytosolic small ribosomal subunit; ribosome; 90S preribosome
Molecular function (GO): structural constituent of ribosome
Source: RefSeq, a predicted model, not a curated record